AUGCCGUUGAUGAGCCUCGUGGCAACCGCCAUCGACCAGCCCAAGCCCCGCGGCCGUGUUGUGGAUGACCUCUUGAAGUACGCCACCACUGACGCGGCCUGCGUGCGCUAUGAGCCAGGGACGCUCGCGACGCGCCAGGCCAAGGCAAGCCCGAUCCAUGUUUUGGGGGCAGGGGCGGACGCGGCGCGCGCGGCCGUGGGGGUGUUUGACCCGCUGCUGGCGUGGGCACGCGAGGAGAUGGGCUGGGACCUGGCAGCCUCCGACGACAUCGCCGGCCCAAACCAGGACCCCGCAGCGCUGGCGGCGGUGCGCAGCUACCUUGAAGGCCUCGACCCCUGGCGCCUGGCCGCCGCCGAGCAGCUGACCGCUGCCUGCAAGUCUGUCGUGCUCGCCGCCGCGCUGCUGCGCGGGCGCCUCGCGCCCGGGGACGCCCUCGACGCGUCGCGGCUGGAGGAGGCGUUCCAAAUAGAAGACUGGGGCAUGGUGGAGGCGGGGCACGACCUGGACGUGGCAGACCUGAAAACGCGCGUCGCGGCGCCGGCGCUGCUGGUCCGCCUGCUGGGCGCGCCGCCUGGGGCGGCGGGGUGA
Monoraphidium neglectum is the source of this 588-nucleotide messenger RNA. Its product is annotated as ATP synthase F1 complex assembly factor 2. Gene Ontology annotation, cellular component: mitochondrion. NCBI's taxonomy places the organism in Eukaryota, Viridiplantae, Chlorophyta, Chlorophyceae, Sphaeropleales, Selenastraceae. Bases 1 to 588 code for a protein of 195 amino acids. Gene Ontology annotation, biological process: mitochondrial proton-transporting ATP synthase complex assembly. The transcript has 4 exons. The record is from RefSeq and is a predicted model, not a curated record.